Molecule: messenger RNA, 1038 nt
Organism: Clupea harengus (Atlantic herring)
Lineage: Eukaryota; Metazoa; Chordata; Actinopteri; Clupeiformes; Clupeidae
Product: fibulin-7-like
Exons: 6
Coding region: 1-969 (322 amino acids)
Molecular function (GO): calcium ion binding
Source: RefSeq, a predicted model, not a curated record
AUGCCACCGACACGUGAGAUUGCACUCAAGACUCUUUUCACUCGUGGUACCUGGAAUGACCUACCUAGUGCGGUCCGUUCCAGUGACAGCGUUGCGACUGGGCAGGCUAACAGCUCCGUUAUCGUGCCAACCACCCCGGCUCCCGUCGCCUCUCGUGCCACCCUCUCGGACUUUGUGCGAGCGUCCCGGUGCAUCCACCUGCAGGGCUCCACCCACUGCACCUGUGAGGUGGGGUUCGCUCUGACCGGCACUGAGAACAGCAUGUGCACAGCAGGAAGUUAUCUCUGUGUCUGCCCUCCCGGCUACAACCUCGGCCGAGACAACCACAGCUGCCAAGAUAUUGAUGAGUGUAAAACUGGGCAGCAGAACUGCACACGAGGCAAGGUGUGUGUGAACACAUAUGGAGGGUAUGAGUGUGUGGACGCAGAGUGCCCGCACUUCAGAAACGCUACCUACGUCAAGACCUCGGCUCUAUACUUUCUCUUCGCAGCACUGCUUAAUUUGAAGGGGUUCACAGAAUUUGAAACUGAAUUAAUUUCCCUUAGUACGUGGAAGAGGGAAACUUCUGGAGGUGCAGUUCCACUUUUAAGUGUUCACUCUGUCCCCAGGAGGUGCGAGCGAAACCCCUGCAUGGUGUGGGACAAGGCUUGCAUGCAGGCGCCCAACUCCGUGUCCUUCCACUACAUGGCGGUGGUGUCCAACAUGUCCGCCCCGCGCGUGCUGUUCCGUGUGGCUGCCGCCCGUCUGCUGGGGGACACGCUGCGCUUCGGGCUCCUGGGGAACCGGGGCCAGCGCCACUUCACCGUGCAGCGCUCGGGCCAGACGACGGGCCAGCUGCUGCUGGUCAGCCCCCCGCAGGGCCCGGACACACUGCAAGCGGAGGUGGAGAUGAGCGAGCUGGAGAAACGCAAGUUGCUGGGUCGCUAUGUCACCAAGGUUACCCUGUUUGUGUCACCGUAUACCUUCUAGAGGGGGAAGAGAUAGAUAGAGAGAGAGAGAGAGAGAGAGAGAGAGAGAGAGAGAGAGAGAGAGAGAAGA